CUUCACGCUGCACUUUGAACCACACACACAGACACAGAGGGAAGAGGAACAGUGGAAAUGACUCACAGAUAAAUAGUCACAUUUGGAAUUAUUUCUGGCAGGUUUUCCUUCUACUGCAGCGGAGUAGCAGAGUGAUUUUGUGGACCCCCUAUAGCGGCUCACACUUUGUCCUGUAGAUGUCUCCUGUGGGUUUGUAUUGUCCCCUUUUUGUCUCUGUCUUGGUGUGUUACUGGGGCACAGCAAGCUGCUAUGCAAACGGCAAGGUCACCAAAGCCUGUGGCAGCAUGGAACCCCGCCACGGUGUCCCCGGUGAGACCACUCACAGCCCCUACCGCCUAGAAACCAACACCACCACGUUCAGUCCCACAGAUCGGAUCCAAGUCAUCCUAUCUGGAACGUCGUAUUUUGAGGGUUUCCUGCUUCAGGCCAGAGAUCCAGUCAGUCAGAGCUCAGUAUCCACGGUUGGCACCUUCACCUUGACCAAUCCAAAGACGACACAGCUGCUCACCUGUAAUGAGCACAAGGGUUCAGCCGUGAGCCAUACGAGUAAAGCCAAGAAGACGGAGGUUGUUGUCAUCUGGAAUGCUCCACCUGAUGCUCCCAGACAGGUUCAGUUUUUUGUGACUGUAGUUGCCCACUACAAUUUAUUAUGGGUGAAGCUGCCUGGACCAAUCAUCUAUCAGCACGGUGUUACUCCCCAGCCGGACACGACUACACGUCCCCCCGUGCAGACGACCACAUCCUCCAUCCUGCCUGGGCCUUUCACUUCUGAGGGCUGUGGCCAAUCAAAAUCCUGCCUGCUAGCUCCUCCAGGCUGUGAUCCAAAAGAAGAUCCUCAAUGCUUCUUCCUGUCCACGACUACAGAGGGACCAGACAAAAAGCAGUCUGUGAUGUUUGAGCUGAGUGGCCCAGCGGAGGGAUACGUUUCCUUCGCACUGUCCUGGGACACAUGGAUGGGCAACGAUGAUGUGUAUAUGUGUGUAAAAGAUGGGGAUAAGGUUUCAGUGAGUGCUGCCUUCGUCAGUGGACGAACUCACCCGGAGGACCAGUCGCAGUCUGGUCUCUCCUUGGUGUCAUGGCGGCUAGCAGACGGAGCAAUUCAGUGUAGGUUCAGUAGACCAGUCAAACUGACCAAUCAGGAACCAGCCCGCUACGAUCUGGACCAGGAGUACUUUCUGUUUAUAGCCAGCGGACAUGCUCAGUACGGUAGAGUAAGGAGACAUAGUUGGCAGCCAUUAAUCUCCACCAAGAGCAAACUCAUCACUGGACCCCCUGAGGUCCUACAAGGCUCCCGGGGACCCAUCAUUAUGAAAAUGCAUGGUGCGCUAAUGCUGUUAGCCUGGAUGCUAACAGGAAGUGUCGGUACCUUUAUCGCCAGCUUCUAUAAACCCGAUUGGCCAAAUCAAACUGUGCUCGGCCAGAAAGUCUGGUUCCAGGUUCAUCGAGGCCUGAUGAUGCUGACUGUGACUCUGACCAUUGUGGCCUAUUGCUUCCCAUUUUUCUACAGGAAAGGUUGGAGCAAGCAUGCAGGUGUCCAUCCAUACCUUGGCUGUUGUGUUCUGACAUUGUCUCUGAUUCAGCCAAUAAUGGCUGCGAUGAGACCGUCACCUGACUCACACAGGAGAUAUAUCUUUAACUGGGCCCACUGGGGAGUUGGAUCUGUGACUGAAAUCAUGGCAGUGGCUUCCAUGUUCCUGGGAAUGCGCCAACCAUCACUGCUCCUCCCCCAGCCUUGGGCAACGCAUGUUCUGAUUGGCUACGUGACAUGGCUGGGCUCGUUUAGGUUCCUCCUCCUGAUGCAGAAGCACUUUUACAUCAACAAAUCACUGGGGUCAGAUGACACACAGGGCAUCCUCUCUGACCAGUCAGAGCGUGGUCACUGGGUGUCCUUCGUGAGGUCGCUCCUCUUGGCUGCCUUGGCUCUGGGAAACUCUGGUCUCCUACUUGCCUUGCUGUCUUCUAUUGCUGGAAUUUGACAUUUAAUGGCAAAGAGGUUUUCGAGAGCAUGACUGAAAGCAUGUGUUGCAAGGUUUGGGGUUCCAGUGUAAUUCCAAAUUCAGCAAAGCCUCACAACAGAAAGAAUGAGAAACAUAACUUUAUUAAUCAGACAAACGCACAAUCAUUUUUAUUUACAACCAAAUCUAUUUGACUGUAUAUAUUUUUGUUUUGUCCAUUUUCAGAUUUUUGCUUGUAUUUGUGUAGUUAGAUAUUUAAUUUAAAUCCUUGAAUUAAAUGUAGAUUAUAUCAUUCUAUAUUCAGUGGCAUCAUUAAUGUUUAAAGGCAGCACUUUUAGGCCCUUAUUGAAUAAUUCAUGUAAGAAAACGCUUAGAUCAGCAGAAUAGCCUACUGCAGAUGCUUUUUAUUGCUUUUAAUUUUUGUUUUGAUUCUUACAUGAACUUUGUACUCAGCGUUGUCUUAAUAACUGUAAAACUAGCAUUGACUUUUUUCACAGUCAGUGGUCAUUAAAUUGGAUAUUAUCCUUUUUCAAAGACAGAUCCUGCUAUUUUUGAAUGUCUGAUAACGGCCUGCAAUAAAAGAAACGGUAGCAAUGUGUCACUGCUCCACUUCAUAUGGCACCAUGCAUACUGUUAUUUUAAAGCCAUUAACAACAGGCAGUACAUAUAUUAUUGAGAAGGAAAAAAACAACAGGCAGCCUGCUCAUGCUUAUACAUUUGUUCACAUGCACCUAAACCACAAGACACCAUGAGGAAUGUUAACGCUAGAAAACAUUGAUUAUGGAAUUGCAACAAAAUCUAUCCAUCAAAAUAAACAUGUCAUGGAGUCUUGAGCUUUAAGUUGUUUAUAGUUCAGUUUAUAUGAGAUAUCAGUAGCUAAUAAUGAUAUAAAAUACAAAGAGACCAGAGGAAAAGAUUGUGGUUUUGAGAAAUGCUAAUAAACAUGUUUUGUCUUGUACUUUAAAGAUCCAGUGUGUAAUAUUUAGGAGGAUCUAUCGACAGAAAUGCAUUAUAAUAUCCAUAACUAUGUUUUCAGUGGUGUAUAGACUUUAUAUAAUAGACCGUUAUGUUUUUAUUACCACAGAAUGAGACAUUUCUAUUUACAUACACAGCAGGUUACAUGGAAGUAUCCAUGUUUCUACAGUAGCCCAAAUGGACAACUUUUGAACAACUGUUUCUCUGCACAUGUGCGACGAAGUGGGUUUGCUCACCACUUGUCCCAUACAGGCCAUGACUUUCUAGUUUAUACAUAUAUGUUUAUGUUUUUUCACCACUUACUAUUCCGGGUUGUUUGUGUUUGUAUUAUGUUACAGGUGAGUGCAAAGCAUAUGAUAAGUUAGAGUAAACACAUCAGUCAUAAGUCAGUUUCAGCUCAGUUUUAUUAGGUUGCAAGUUUAAACUUGGUUUAAUUGUUUUCCUGUGUUAAUACUUACAAUUGUUUGUUCCUUUGUUCAGUUCCACCAUGCAGGAUAAUUGUUUGGGGAGGGGUCGGCCUAAGCAUUUCCUGUUUUAUAGGAAUAGGGUGGUCAUGGAUGACAUCACCGGGCCAAACCAAGUAGAGGGUUUUCUUUCUUUAUAGGAAUGUUUCUUUUAGUUGUUUUUGAUUAUUAUGAAUAAAUGUGUGAAUAACCCUGACCUGUUUUCUAGGCAGUGGGAGCGGAGUGAACUGAUAACGAAGUUCCAAAUAUUAAGAGAUUUCUAGAUAUAGAUGUUGUGGAGUAGAUCAACCUGCAUCAGAAUGGGAUGGGCUGAAGCAGUUGGGUGUGAAUUGACCACCCUAUAUAAACAGGGGGAAAAAAGGAGGUGGGGGUGUGCUGCUGUGAACACUCGUGUUAGUGUUGCUAUAAGUUUGAGGCGUUAUUUUUCUUUUGUUAUUUUGGAUUGAAUUAUCCGUGUACUGCUGACCAUGGUCAAUAAAAUAAUCACUUCUGCAAA
This is a messenger RNA of Micropterus dolomieu (smallmouth bass), 3890 nucleotides long. Its product is annotated as putative ferric-chelate reductase 1. NCBI's taxonomy places the organism in Eukaryota, Metazoa, Chordata, Actinopteri, Centrarchiformes, Centrarchidae. Bases 177 to 1976 code for a protein of 599 amino acids. The record is from RefSeq and is a predicted model, not a curated record. The transcript has 17 exons. Gene Ontology annotation, molecular function: oxidoreductase activity, acting on metal ions.